CACGUGGAGGUCCAUGAAAUGGAAGACAUGAUCUUGGACUGUCUGCUCACUUGGCACCAUAUUUCUGAAGGCCUCACAGACUACAAAUUUUACAGGGUUUGGGAGAACAAUUCUGAGACCUUGCUGUACAAGGGGAAGGAAUCAACCCUGACAAAGCCAAGGGUGAGUGAAGCGGAUGAAGGCAAAUAUCGCUGCCAGCUGGACACGGUGAAGUCGGGCCCAGCCACCAUCAUUUCAUAUCGUGUCAAAGUGAUACCCCCAAAUGCCCGUGAAGAGAAACCAGGAUCACACAUUGAAACGGAGGAGGAGUGGGGGAAUAUUUCAGUUAUCCCAGACCAGCCGGAGACCAUCAUCACGACCACGACCACCCAUUCCUCCGACACUGAGAGUAGGCUGCAAAACAUCCUCUUCUGGCUGCUGAUCUCCUUCUCUAUAUUCCUGAUAGUAGCACUUAUUCUCAGGCUUAUUUACUGGCGAAAAUCAAAAGAAAAACCAAAGACCUCAGAUGAGAGCCUUGAAAAUUCACCUUCUUAGCCGUCAAAAGACAAGGGCCUCAAAAGAGAACAAUAAUUAAAUACGUGUCUUGUGGUCUAA
Molecule: messenger RNA, 594 nt
Organism: Marmota flaviventris (yellow-bellied marmot)
Lineage: Eukaryota; Metazoa; Chordata; Mammalia; Rodentia; Sciuridae
Source: RefSeq, a predicted model, not a curated record